Molecule: messenger RNA, 1396 nt
Organism: Cuscuta campestris
Lineage: Eukaryota; Viridiplantae; Streptophyta; Magnoliopsida; Solanales; Convolvulaceae
Source: the annotation of a GenBank genome assembly
AGCGAUGGGGCGUGCCAAGCUAAACUUGAGGCUAAUCCCAAAUGCAAAACAACGAAAUUUGACGUUCAAGAAAAGGAAGGAGGGAAUAUUGAAGAAAAUGAAGGAGUUCACAACGCUUUGCGACGUGAACGCGUGCAUAAUCAUUUACGGGCCCCAGUCGUCCGAGCCCACAAUUUGGCCGCCACAACGCUCCGCGGUUGAACGCAUGAUCGAUGCGUACAAGGAGAAGGGCUCGGACAACGGGACCCGGUCCUACGGGUUGCCCGACUUCUAUAUGGGCCGAAAGAAGAAGGUCGAGGGAGAGGUGAAGAAGUUGAAGCAGAAGAAAUUGGAGGCCAAGUACCCGACUUGCCCGGAGUUGCUCGACGGCUUGUCGAAACCCGAAUUGGAGAGCUUUGUGAGCUUUUUGAAUGGGAAACUUAGAGCUUCAAACUCUAGACUUGAGAUGAUCAAUGGGAUGCUCAUCAAUGAUAACCAUAUCAAGCAGUCACAAGAGGAACCACUCUUAUUGUGUCAUUUUCAUGAGGAUGACUACUUGGUUAAUAAUAACAACAUUAAUUUCUAUGAUCCUAAUUUGGAAAAUUUAGGGUUUGGCAAACCACUGCAACAAGUAAUGCAUGUGAACAACUGCAACGUUCGUCAUCCAAAUGGUACUCCCGGUGACUAUCCAAUCAAUUACUAUGGAUAUCCAACGGUUAGGAUGACGAACGUUGCAGCAGCGCACCCAGGCGGUGGGGGCUUGCAUUAUGGAGACGAAAACGGGCACCGGAUCGGGUACGGGCAACAGCAGGAGAUUAAUUGCUUGUACGAUCAACAAGCAUCGUUGCCACAUCACCAAUAUUACAUGGACCGCCGAACCAUGCAGCUGGCAGUGGCGCCGCCAGCGUACAUGGGCGGCAGUGGAGAUUUGCCGCCGUUGCCGCCUUCAUGUUAUUUCGGGUCCUCGUUGACUUCUUUUUAUCUGGAGGAGGAGGAGAACCAAAGCAGUGAGAUCACAUCCGCAUUACUCCCGGCGAUUGCAGCCGCCGGUAACGGUUGUUUGCCGCAGUUUGCGGCUUAUCAUCAGGUACCGGCCGCCGGGAGCAGUAGCAGUAGUUUUAACCGUUAUUAUCAGGUCACCAAUCAGAUUAAGAGGUACUAGUUAGUUGUUUAGCUUAGCUCUUUUUAGUUACGUUGGGAUUUAAUUUCAUUAUUAUUGUCGUUGAUUUCUUGUUAUUAGGGAGUAGUAUUAGAUUAGAUACUACUUCGUAUUAAUUAUAAGAGCUUAAUCACAUCAUUAUUAGAGCUUCAGUUCAUGCUAUAUAUGAUGUAAUUUUUUUAAGACAGGAAUAAUACAUAUAUAUACUCGUUGUCUAAUUUCGGUAGGUUAGAGAACAGAUAAAUCUUUGCUAUCUAA